Monoraphidium neglectum is the source of this 732-nucleotide messenger RNA. RefSeq lists its product as hypothetical. Bases 1 to 732 code for a protein of 243 amino acids. Lineage: Eukaryota; Viridiplantae; Chlorophyta; Chlorophyceae; Sphaeropleales; Selenastraceae. Gene Ontology annotation, molecular function: zinc ion binding. The transcript has 5 exons. The record is from RefSeq and is a predicted model, not a curated record.
AUGGUGCUCUCCUCUGCCUUUAGCUGCGUGGACCCCGCCCUGGUUGACGACCCAGAGGACGAGAGCUUCUCAGAUUGCUCGUCGAGUGGUGGCAAGGGGGCACCCCUCAGGAGCUCGCGGUCUGAGCCAAUCCCUCGCUCGGCCGAUCAGGAGGAUGUGUGCUGGAUCUGCCUGGACCCAGCCGGCGCGCACGGCACCCUUGAGCGCCCCUGCGCCUGCCCCCGCAGCGUGCACGCAAUGUGCCUGGCGCGCUGGCAGCUGCACUCAGCUGGGAGAGAUGAGGAGCGGGUCUGCCGCUUCUGCCACACCGAGCUGCGGGAUUGGAAGCCCGUCAUGACUCAGGCGACGGGCGCCAAGGUCGUGACACCUUACAUGCGCGUGUCUUUUGGCGGCAAGACGUACAAGGUACAGGUGCAGCCUGGCCCGGAGGGCGCGGCCGCGUUUGAGCGCCAGAUCCGCAGCCUUCUGCAGCUCCCUGAGGGCCUGGAGUUCGACGUCAUCUUUCAUUGCAGGGCGCCCGGCACAGGCGACAAGCUGCAGCUGCAGGGCCUCAACGCCUUUGACGCCGCGGUGCACUGCGCCUCCCUCAGCAACAAGACCCCCUCCAGCAGCCAAGCCGCCGCCGCCGGCGACCGCAAGGCACCCAGGAAAGCCGCGGGCGCCUUCGGCCGGCUGCUCGCCGCCCUCGGCUGCCGCACCGGCGCGGACGACGCGCAGCCCGGCGCGGCGUGA